GUAUGUGUACAACUACAAGCAUUGCAAUUUUCUCAGAAUAUGCAGUACUGAAUGCAAUAUCAGUAUUUACAUGUAGUGCCAGUAUCACAGGAACUGACAUGUACAUCAAAUGAAAGAGCAUAAUAAGAAGGAAGUUCAUUUUCAAAUAUAUGCUGUGUAAUCUUCUUGAAAUGAUAGAAGUGAUUCGAGGAAUGGGCUUGGAUAAAUCUACAGAUAUGUCAUAACAGUGGAUGGACAGUGAUCGACUGUCCCCACAGAGCGAGACCUUUUAUUAUGAGGAGGAGAACUGAAGGGAAAUCUUUGUCAGGUUUCAGAUUGCCUUCUCUCAGUCUGCCUGACAUAUCAACAGCAACCAGUGACAACUCAUUGCGGGGCAGCAUUGCUGCAGGGACACCACCGUUGGCAGCCAAACCAAUCAUGCCAGAGAGUCUGGAGGUGGACACCGCUAGGAGGAAACCGUCCGUAAGCGACGAUUGGUCUUCGGAACAAUUUCUGUCCCCCGGGCACAGGGUAGGGUCUUGGAACACAUCUCUUGAUUCGGUCACCGUUCGACCGGUCUCGCCAAAAAUCUUCAGUCUAUGCAGCAAGUUUAUGAGCUCGAGCGACAACAACGAGUUGUCAAGUGCCUCGAAGGAUCACCUUGCCAUCCACAACUCAAGACCUCGAUCAAAGUCCUUCACUCUUGCCUCAAUAACUGACGACCCAAAGUCCCCCGAACAGCUCUCGUCUUUGUUUAUCAGACGCUCUAGCAGUCCAAAGCCAUUGAAGAUCAACCUUGCUCCCCCUGAAAUAUACUCUAUAGAUCCUGAGAAUGGGGGUCUGCUCCCUAAGCAACUCCUAUCACCAAGCACAAGUCCAAGUAGUGGGUAUGGCAGUGGGUUCAACUCAAGCAGUCCCGUGUGCAUGAGCCCUCGCAGUCAUUCGCCAACGCUCGAGUCCCAACUGGAGAGAGAACCUAGUGAGGAGAAAUCGUCUUUGUCAGUUGUACCUCAUGAACAAGGACACACAAGGACUCGCAGGAGCAUCAGUCAUGACAGUGGUGUCUCAAGACUCUCUGUUGAAUCGCCCUCAUGUGUAGGGCGUUCAUCGAGCGAAGAGGAGCCAUGUUCUGAGAGCCGCAGUCAAGUCAGGAGCAUGCAUUCUCAUUGCGGAGGAAACAUUACCAUACAGGUCCCCAAACCUGUGCGACCACAGUUGGUCAAAACCAAGCCAGUAUUUCAUCUCUACCCCCCUGGAAGCCCAACCAAUGUGAUAAUGAAACCUGAGAUCCUGUCACCGGAUGAAGGGUUCCAGGAUCUCAGGCUCCCCCAUGAACAACCAUCAUCGAGCAUGCCUACAUCUCAGCCUCUCGCUCCCCUUAGCCCUGCUCAUGUCGAGAUAAAAAGGACAGAACUCAGGGUUCGACUCAACCCCCCUGGUAGUCCCCUCCCGACCCGAAUCCAUGAGACCAUCCCCGGUCUCAGCAGACGCUUCUCCGAAGAAGGAAGUCUGGACCAGGAUGGGGAUGAGAAACUCCUUUCAAGUGCCACUUCUACGGAGGAACAAAGAGUGCCUUUUUCUUCAACCGAAUCGAAGCCUUUAAAGCGUGAUGCAAUGCCUCCGGCUCUUGUUAUUGAUAUGUGCGAGACACCACCCCGUUCGGAGCAGAACUCGCCACCCGGUUCUUUCAAUGCAAACUCAGGAUCCAACUCGAUCAGACCCUACCAGUUCCUGACCCUAGCCGACAUUCAGUCUGGCACCGUACAUCGGAAACUCUCGACGGACAGUACGCUUUCCUCGUUCAGUCAAGGGUCAAUUGAGGAUGAGUUGGAUGAACAUCGGAACUCAAGGUUAGCGGACAGUGCCCCAGCUCCUACGUCAGCAAAGGCCCCCUUUACGGCAGCAGGGAAAAGGGCACAGUUCAGUAGUGUAAGUAUCCACACUCAUCAUAAAAUCUCUUUACCUGUCAUCAUAUUUUCUCAUUAAACCCGCCCAUUUGAAAGAGAAACGUAACUUGAUCAUUCUCCACACUAAUUUAUGAUUCAUGUGUGAAUAAUGCAGUAUGUUUUGAUCUCUCUCGUGUUUGCAUAAAUGCCUGUAAAAGGACAAAGACGAAUGGGAGUUUUGUUGCUGUAUCGAUCUUCUUACGAUUGGAUUUAUGACUUCACUUAACGCUCUCAUCAUAGGCUGUUUCUAUCGUUACCAAGUUGAAACGGUGAGCCUAUAAUUGCAGGCUCUGUUCAUAGCUCUCUAAA
Strongylocentrotus purpuratus (purple sea urchin) is the source of this 2234-nucleotide messenger RNA. RefSeq lists its product as uncharacterized. Lineage: Eukaryota; Metazoa; Echinodermata; Echinoidea; Camarodonta; Strongylocentrotidae. The coding region runs from base 274 to 1965 and encodes 563 amino acids. The transcript has 2 exons. The record is from RefSeq and is a predicted model, not a curated record.